CCUGAGAUAACCCAAGGUUGUAGAUAUAGCUCUAAUUAAUUGCACAGAUUAGGCCAUUCUUAACUACAUAAUCGAAAGCAUUGCUUGGCGUUUUCGACUUCUGUCUUCUGUCGUUGGAAUUUCAAAACAAGCACUUGAUACAAAUGUCGACCAUGACGAACGCACGUGUCGCUCGGGCAAUUAGUCUGCUACUGUAUAUGGCGGUCUGCGGUAUGUCGCAGGAUAUCGAUGAGGUGAACAUUUAUCAGGAUCAUCGCGACAUAAUGCAGCUUGACCAGCAGCUGAGUCACCUGUCAGCCCAGUUUGGUCUGAUGGAGGGUCGAGUGGACGCCACUCGACAAGCUAUAUUCCAGGAAAUAACGAAACUGGAUCAUGACGUCAAGACGCACAGCGCGGAUAUUCACGCGACGAAGACGGUUGUGACGACAUUGGUAGAAGACAAUGUCAAUAUGCAGGGGAAAAUUCGCACCUUGCAAGGUGUAGGUUCCGACGUCAACGGUCUGCGCACGCGCGUGGACAGAGUGGAAGGUGACGUCACACGUAAAAUGACAGCGUCUGACAAUCGUAUUGAAAGGGUAGAGGGUUCGCUGAAUAGUCAAUGGGACGCCUACCAGAAAGUAACAGUGGCCAUGAACGAAAAACUGCAAGGCUACGAGACGGCUAUUUCCAAGCUGAAAAACGACGUCACAUCUGAGUUCGGGAAGAUAAAGCACACGAUGGAGCAGACGGUGACCGAACUCCGGGAGCAAUACGAGUCGAGACUGGCCUCGGUAGAGCGCCUCCUGCAGAAAUAACGCGACCACGUCGGGUCUGCGGAGUUGUUCAGUUUAAUUCACUGACCAUUAGGCGUUGACAAGUAGUUCGUUUCAACUAAUCCGACCGACCAAACAUUUUCGCAGACCAUAUACUUUUUGGUAUUUCAGGCUGAUUUUUCGAUCAUUUUCUUAUCUCACUAAAAAAAUUUAAGUGUGUGGUCAUUUUUACUAUCAAAGAUAUUUUUCGAUGAUAUCCGCUUAAUUUAUUUUAAUAGACUAAAAAUAACCGAAGAAAGAGUGUUGAAGACAUAUUUGAGAUAUUUCUGCAUGUUACUGCUCAUUGAAAGUAAUUUUGGUAGAGUGACAAAAAUGGAAAUACAAUGUUUCAGAUUUACAAAUGUUCGUUGUAGUUAUGAUAUUUUACGCGAAACGAUUGAAUAAUUUGGAGAGUUAGUUGUUAUCGUUACAUUUUGUGAAAUAACGAGGAAUAUAUACAGUAAAUAAAACAUCAAUUACUGUAUGAGCAGGGAUGGUCGAGUGCUUUCAGUGCAAGACUCCAAUGGUCAGUGGAUCGAGCUCUGUUGAGGAUUACUUUUCUCUUUAUUUAAUUUUAAUCAUAUGCUUUGUGGAGCUAUUUAGUUUCGAUGUUUACAUUGAUCAAAUUAAAGCAUUUAAUGACUAUGCAUGCGAAAUCUGUGAAAGGUUAAAAGAAAAAAGUGUAUUCGAUUUCCAAACCUUGUUUUGUACGUAUUGUUAGUGGAAACAAAUUACUUUUGUAGGCCUUAAUAUCGUUGUUUGUAUGUAUAGAUCUACUAUGUCUGAUUGAACAGAAAAGCAUUGGUUCAAUAUCCCAAAAAUAGAAAGUAAAUUAUGCAAUCGAUUAUUCAAAAUAUUUAUUAAAAUGCAUUCUGUGUAAAAAAAACUUUUUAAAACAAAUAUGAAGUUAAGAUAAUAAAACUGGAAGCUCUAUACACUUGCGGUGAAAACAUGUUUCACAUCGUUAUAAAAAAGAAAAACAGUGUUAGAUAAAAAAAUUUUUUUAAUUAACUUAUUAUUAUCACGUUGAUUGCAUCUGUUUCUCGUUUAAUACUAUCAGUUUGAUUGUGAGAAUUUUCUACAACCAUAUUUUUGUGUCAGUUUUUUAAGUGAAUAUAUAAUGCAUUCGUUGUUAUUAGUCUGCAAUCAAAAAGUUAUUUUACUGCGAAAUGCUUUCAGUAACCACGGGUGCCGGUCACCUGGUUUUCUUUCGACAUAUAAACAGAUGGCAAAUAUGUGUAGCAGUUAUAAUUGACAAAGCUGUUAUAAUAAUGGUGCUAUAACUGAUGGCCAGACAGUUUCUACUGUUUCAAUAAUUGCAGGGUUUUAACAUCGCAGCAGGAUGCAGUGCAAUGAUUUUGUUAUAAAUUCAAUAUAAUAUCAGUGCUUUCUUAAUCGCGAGUUACAUUCAGUAAUGACAUGUGGGGGAUUUAUAGUUGAUGCAGCAUAUAAAAUGUAUGACCGUAUGUAAACUUUAAGUCUGUUUAUUUUGGGUUUACAGGUUUGUAUCUGUUGUUUGUUGUAAAUAAACAUCAACUGCGAU
Messenger RNA from Dreissena polymorpha, 2334 nucleotides. RefSeq lists its product as uncharacterized. Bases 144 to 794 code for a protein of 216 amino acids. The record is from RefSeq and is a predicted model, not a curated record. The transcript has 6 exons. NCBI's taxonomy places the organism in Eukaryota, Metazoa, Mollusca, Bivalvia, Myida, Dreissenidae.